AUGGCGAAUCAACAUCCAUACGUUGAACUCACGCGUAUUGAAAAAUUUUCUGCAUGUCAUCGACUUCAUAAUAACUUGUUAACUGCGAAAGAAAACAAAGACAUAUACGGGAAAUGCAAUAAUCCGAACGGUCAUGGCCAUAACUACACAUGGGAAAUUACAUUACGUGGACCAAUCGAUCCUCGAACAGGAAUGGUUUAUAAUUUAUCUGAACUUAAAAACGAAAUGAAUGAGGUGCUCGAUUUAGUGGAUCACAAGAAUUUGGAUCUUGAUGUGCCAUAUUUCACCGAUAACGUUAGUACAACUGAAAAUUUAGUUGUUUAUCUAUGGAGUGAAUUGAAAUGUCGGAUGAAAAAUCCAUCUCUACUCUACAAAUCCGUUCUCCAUGAAACCGAUAAAAAUAUUUUCGCGUAUCAAGGAUAA
Molecule: messenger RNA, 423 nt
Organism: Dracunculus medinensis (Guinea worm)
Lineage: Eukaryota; Metazoa; Nematoda; Chromadorea; Rhabditida; Dracunculidae
Source: the annotation of a GenBank genome assembly